Podarcis lilfordi (Lilford's wall lizard) is the source of this 17571-nucleotide messenger RNA. The record is from the annotation of a GenBank genome assembly. Lineage: Eukaryota; Metazoa; Chordata; Lepidosauria; Squamata; Lacertidae.
AUGGAGGAGGCGGAGGAGGCCGGCGCCGGGCCCAGGCGCCGCCGCCGCCGCCGCUCGGGCGGCCGCAGCAGCUCGGAGCGCUCGCCCAGCCCCGGGCGCCUGGACGUGAGUUCGCCGCGCUUCGACCCUCUGCUGGCGCUCUACUCGGAGCGCACGCCGCUGCCUUACCCGGCCGCGCCGCACUUCAACAACCUGGCCGAGUACGAGAGCUUCCAGCGCGGCCUGCUCCGCGCUCCGGGACGUCAGCGAGGGGCCGCCGGCCGCGGCAGCCGCCCUGCGGGGACCCGCGCCCGGAGCCGAGGCGCCCGGGCCCCCGCCGACCCCGAGCGCAUCCAGCGUCUCCGCAGCCUCAUGGUGGCCAAGGAGCCCGAGCGAGACGAGGCCGAGAGGGCCAGGCAGCAGCGGGGCAGGAGGGCGCCUCGCAACGUGCUCACCAGGAUGCCCGGUAAGAGGAGCUGGGCUGGCUUGUUUCUGAAGAGGAGUACUGUAUAUGCUGUGAACUUCUAUAAGUCGCUGGUCGGCAAGGGAGGGAAAUGCACUCUGCGUAUGCUCAGAGGCAGCCCUUUCUUAUGACUGGAAAAGGCAUUCCGGGGAUGGAGCCUCGACGUUGAAAAUGGGUCACUGGCUGGUAGCAUUUCACAGUUUUAUGGAUGUGACAAGUACACACUCCUCUGGCCCAUGUGCACUGUGAUGCACCACGUCCCCCAUGUGUUGGCUUGGCUUAGACCCACGUGUGUACGUGUUGCAUGGUCUUGGCACACGGCACUGUGUACAUACAGGCAAAACCGCAGAAAUAAAAAUCUGCAUAGCACGCUGAUUUCUUUAUGUGUUAGUUGGCACUAGCCUGUGCUGCUAUUGCAGUAUUUAAAAAGACACCAUUUGGUGUUGUGAAACAUACGUUUUAAAACACAUGUGCAUUCCGGAGUUCUGGCUGGGUAUUUGUUGUUGUUGUGAUUAUUUUCUUAUUAAAUUCAUUGGUUGCUUUUUUAGGCAGAGUAACUCAAAACGACCUGCAAUAUAUGAAAGACCACCUGCAUUGAAACUGGCCAAAAAGGGGGGGGGGGUCCUAAAAGACAUUGCUAUUUUCAAAAGGCACAAUUAAAACUCCAUCUGUGUGAGGCCAUAGAUAAUUAAGAGCCGAAAUCAUGGUUUUUUUUAAAAAAAAAGUUUGUGGGUUCAUUGUGGGAAGAAUGUGUUUUCUUGAUUUGGGUGUGUGUAGGCUGUAGAGAGGGGGUGAAGUGUUUGGAGUGAUAAAAAUAUGAUAUAUUUUGAGGCAAGAGAUCAUGGGUGUGGGCAAGAGGGAGAACUGAAUAAAGAGGGAGUUCUGGAGAAGCUCUGCAGUGUGUGGGAAGGUAGGUGCUUUGAUAAGAGAUUAAGGUGUAAAAACACAUUAAGAUUAUUGGUGUAAGGAAUUAUGACCUCUUGGUCUGAUGUGGAAUUUACUUGCUCAUAUACUACAUAUAUAUCCUGCCUUUCCUCCGAGGAUCACAAGAUGGUGCAUGUGGCUGUACUCCCUAUUUUAUUCUUGAAACAACCCUGAGAGAUAGUGACUAACUGGGCCAAGGUCAUGCAGGGAGCCUCAUAGCUGAAGGGCAAUAUGAACCCGGAUCCCCUCAAACAGUGUAACCACCACACCAUGCUGGCUUAAAUGUAAUUGACAUUAGGUUGACCGAAAAUGGGUCAUAGAUGUUGUUCAUAACUGGACGUGUGGACAUUUAGUUCAGUAUAUUCCCUCAGGCUGAGUAACAACAUGCAAAGAACAUUUUGAAAUACAUGUCUGCAUAACCGUGUUGUUGAGUAACAAGGGUGAGAGAACUUUCCACGGCCUUGGGGAAUACUCUGGCCAGAACAGUUGCUAAGGGUAUUGGGAUGCAUGAAAUGUUGAGGUGUAUUGCCUUAGGGAUGUUGUCCAUGGUGGAUAUUAGGCCUGGUACUGGUCAGAGCAGGAAUGGAAAGCUCAGGUCCAGGGGCCUAUACGGCCCUCUAGACCUUUCUGCCUGGCCCUCUGGGCUCUCCCCAGAUACAUCCCUCAAUAGCUCUGCUUCACAUCCUCCUUGGAUGUUUUUCAUUGGUUUGGCUGUGUCGUUGAACUUGUAUAAUGCCUCCUGCUUGCCUGGGUGUAAGAGAGAGAAGGGUGUGUUGUAUAGCACAAAGGUAAUACUCAGAUUCAUUGCUCCACCCACUUUUGCUUCUGGCCCCACCUACUGCUGGCAGGUGGGCCCCAGGAGGUUGCCUACUGGACAGGUUGAUUUAGACAUCAAAGGUCAGGUACUCUGUUCAGUUGCAAAGCAAGAGUGACUGCAUCCUAAGGGCCUCAGCUCAGAGACAGCAUGAAGUGAAGACACAAGUCUCCUGCCGGGAGAUGUAACCAGUCAGGUACUUUCUGCAGCUUGCUGUGCCCCCAUAUCAAACACAUGGUUUUUUUUCACAUUCUGUGGCUUGACAUGUAUAAUACAAAGCAGAAGCCCUGCAUUUGGUGGCAGACAGGGGGUUUGUUGAAGUCACUUUUAUCCCUCACUCCUCUUGCUUAUUUUCUACUUACAGUAUUGAUUCAAGGAGAGACUAGCCUUUGAGAAAAGGCUCUUUUGCUUCUGAAAAAUGCCACUGACCUAGAUAAAACAACAAUAUGUCCCGCUAGUUAUAACAACGGUAUGUCCUUUACAUUGUUAUAAUCUAGGUUCUUAACUAUCCAUCCUAGGGUUAUAAAUAUAGUGCAGCGACUCGUGAUAACAUGAUGAUAGGCAAGUGAAUCACAGCUUGAAGUGUGAUGAUGAUUGUUCUGAGAUUAUGCACGAAGUCCUUUUGCAAAACUCCCACUUAUUUCAGUGGGAUUGUGAUUUCCAUUAUGGUUUGGAAUACCUGUACCGAGAGCCAGAUGACUGUCAGAAAUACAGUUUACAUGCAUCUUAAUACAGUAAUUAGAUCUCAAGUCUUAAUUGAACAAGUACAGUGUUGUUUGUUAUUGAUGCGAUGAGUUUCCAUUUUUCAGGCUAAAGAGUUGAAAAGGUUGGCUAGUAAAUUUCACUUAAAUAGCAAAUAGAUCGUGAUUCCUAACCAAAUGUAAAGUGAUAACUAUGUUCACUGCUUUGGGAACCUUAGGGCCAAAAAGAAGUAUAUAGAGUUGUAUGCAGUUGUGUUCCUCCACACACAGAAGGCUUGUUCUUCCAGCAGAGAGACUUUGUGAACAAAAAGAGGAGAGGAGUUUUUUUCAAGUUGUUAUUUUAUCCUGUCUCAGGCAUACAGCCUAUUCCACCCAUCCCCCAAAGACACUUUACAACAGUCUAAUGUAGUUUGGCCUUAAAUUACAAAUUUCCAUUGUCUUUAAGGUUUUCUUACAUGCUGACUUGGUAUGUGGCCCAGAUGUUGUUGUACCAUAAAACCUCUAAUCUUCUUUCCUCACUUUGGAUUGCUAGCCACUUGCUUUUAAAGUAGAUGGUUUUAGGAACAAAUAUGUGUUCUGUUUCUGUAUCCAACAAGUAAAUAAUAAACUGAGCAUAUAUAACCAUGGGCAGCAGCAUUGACCACAUGCUGUCUACAUUGGCGUUAUCCUGACAAAAUAUUGACCUUCUAUAGUUGUUUGAGUGGAGCAUCUGCCCAAGCUUUUCAACGUACGAGAUAGGUUUACCUGUAGUGUUCAUGCCAGUUUAUGUUACAGCAAUCUACUAUUGGGUCACUGAAUUGCUAUCCAUGCAGAGCUUAUCUUAUGCAGACUUAACUCAUUGAUGCCCAUGGAUCUAGCCAUGCUAUUUAAAGGACGUCUUACUUCUUUAUUUUGCUUUUGUUUUCUCCAGUAUGAUUGGCGAUAGAUACAUAUAGGUUGUUUGGUAGAGGCAAUCCUUCCUAGCCAGAAAAUACAUGUGCCCCUUUUCUGAAAAUCAUCUUUAAUUUUGUUGAUUACUGAUAAAAAAAAAACAGUAAUCAGUUCAUUACUAAUUAAAAAAAGGAUUUACCAAGAAAGUACCAAGAUUAGUUGUAGCUUCUUAAACUCAGACUAUAGAAUAUCACAGAAUUAUUGUACUCAGCCUCUUUCUGAUCCUUCAUUAAGCUGCAAAAAGUCUGAUUUGGAUUCAUUGAUUCUGUAGCUGGAAGCAUUACAGAGUUAAUAAACCUUAAUAAAACUCUGAAACUUCAUAGGCUCCAAGACUGAUAAAGCUACAUAAUCUGCAUGGGAAGAGAUCUUAAAUUCAUUUCUUGUUUUUAAGCCUUGAAUAACAAUUAUUUUCUCUGCUUUUGUGAAAGACCAAAGAAUGAUUGAAGAACCCAAAUAAUAGUGUGGUCUCUCCCAUGCAUAAAAAUAUAGCUGUUUAGCUGUUAAGAUAGAGAAGAGAUUAUGCUGAUUUUUCAGCUCCCCAAAAGUCUUUACAGCACAUGGAUAGAGCUGGAGAACCAGAAAGCGAUAGUGCCAGAAAGGGUCUUCCUAUGGUGAGUAAUUAUUCCCUGGCACAUAAAGUUUAGAAGCCAUUGUUGCUUGGGGCUCAGUCGUCAUGCUGUGAGUAGUGGGUCUCUACGCUGCUUAGAGGAGCCAUAAGGGAUAUGGAGUGAAGAUCUGCAAUCCUAUGACCUAGCUCCAUGCUGUAAAUUGAUCCUAACGUUAGAGCCUGGAAGGGGAUUGCUGGAGCAGGGAAACUGAUACUGUUUAUAUCCCAAAAGGACUGUCAUACAGUGGUGCCCCGCAAGACGAAUGCCUCGCAAGACGGAAAACCCGCUAGACGAAAGGGUUUUCCGUUUUUGAGUUGCUUCGCAGGACGAAUUUCCCUAUGGGCUUGCUUCGCAAGACGAAAAUGUCUUGCAAGUCUUGAGAUUUUUUUUUCGCUUUCCCCCCCCCUUUAUCUAAUCUGCUAAGCCUUUAAUAGCCUUUAAUAGCCUUUUAGCAGCUAAUCCGCUAAGCCUUUAAGCCUUUAAUAGCCGCUAAACCGCUAAUAGCGCUAAUCCGUUAAGCCGCUAAUAGGGUUGCUUCGCAAGACAAAAAAACCGCUAGACGAAGACUCUCGCGGAACGGAUUAAUUUCGUCUUGCGAGGCACCACUGUAUUUGUAAAGAUCCUAAAUCCAGGAGUAGCCAACGUGGUUCCCACCAGAUGUUUAAGGCUACAGUUCCCAUCAGCUCCAGCCUUGGUCAGUCAUCAGGAAUGAUGGAAAUUGUAGCCCUAAGCAUAUGGAGAGAGCACCAUGUUGGCUACCCCUGCUUCAAAUCUUGCCAUCUUUCAAGGUCACUCUCAAUUUCACUUGCUAAUGGAAACAUUAGUUUUGAGUUGAUAUUUUGCGAGGACAAUUCUAGUAUUCAUGCCAGUUUGCAACAUGCUAUAAUCCGAGGUGUCAAUGUCAUCAUUUGAUUUUUUAUAGGUCAGGGUUUUUUGCUUUGCUUAUGAGCAUAAAUAAGGCAUUAGUACUGUCCCACUCUGUUGGAUGUCUGGCAUGUACGUUUACAUGUCUGGCAUUCAUGUUUACAUAGUUUGCUUAUCCAGGAGAUUUGGUGUGCAAGACGAAGAAUGCUAGAUAAGCUACGUUGUUACUAGACUGGCUUAUGUGUGAAUGGCUUGGAUACAGAGAUGCAGAAAGCUUGUUCCACUCAUGGGAGGGCUGUUCUUGACACAGCAGAAGAGUGUUGCACAAUAAAAAUUAUCCACAAUCUAGAGGAGCUAUUGUGUUUGUGUGAACUCCUCUUAAGACUUUUAUAUGGCUUUUUGGUGUUUAUAUAUCACAGCCUGCGUCCUCCCUAUGUUUCUUGAGCUGUAAUUUAACACCCUGAACCAUGUUGGUGCUGCAGUGUGUGCAGACUCCUAUUGUGUGCGCAAGAGUUCAUGGAAUACAUUUGUACCUUGGUUCUCAAACGGAAUCCGUUCCGGAAGUCCGUUCGACUUCUGAAAACAUUCGAAAACCAAGCUGUGGCUUUCUGUACUCAAUCAAAAGCCAUGGAAGCCCCGCUGGAUGUUUGGCUUCCAAAAAUAAUUCGCAGACCGGAACAGUCACUUCCAGGUUUGUGGGGUUCGGGAGCCAAAACGUUUGAGCACUAAGCUUUUCAAAAUCCAAGGUACGACUGUAGUACUAACAUGUUUUUUUUUGCUUUCUACUUAGUAUUAUUUGAAUAUCUUUGUGUGUGUGUGUUUUACUUAGAAGGCGUUUUUCAUACCUUACUGCCGCUUACACACACACACACACACACACACACACAUUUAAGCUAACUAUGAAAGCAUCAGAAAAAGCCAUAAAAAACACCAGGCAAAGCCAUUAAAAUAACAGGCAUUUAAAAGAGUAUCAGGCAUUGUUAAAACAGUGGAAAGCAGGAUGAACUUGACCUGAUGCUUUUGCAUAUUUGUCUAGCGGGGGUGACCAAAAUUUGGGUGUUACCACUGAAAAGACCUUCCCUCUUGUAGCCAGGCACUUACCCUCCAAAGGCAGAUGUUCAUGGAGAAGGGCCUUUGAGGCUGAUUUUAAAGAAUGCCAUUAUUUAGAUGGCCAGGUCCCAGGCUCCCAGACUGUUUAGGGCUUUAAAGAUUGAAAGUCAACAUUUUAAACUGAAUCCAGAAAUAGACCAGUAGCCACUGCAGCUCUUUUAAACAUGUUCUGAUACGUUUUUGUUGCCGGUCUUGUAGUCCCAUUAAGGCAAGUGACUACUAUGUGUGCUUAUAGUUGCCCAUCAAACUAUGGGGUACAGAUCAUUUUCUUGUAUACCGUAAAUUAAGCCACAGGAACCAUGCUGAUGAUUGGCACUUUGUUACAGAGGCAGUGAUUAUCUACUAAAAAUAUUUAUGUUGUAUGGUGACAACCCCCAGUAGCCUUUUAAUUAUCCUUUAGAAUUUGGGUAUUAAACACAUACUUUACAUUGGGGGGAAAAUCCAUUUUGAACUAUUAGGGAUGUAAUUAUGGCCUCCUAGACUGCACAAAUGAUUGACAAUGCAUCUGCAUUGCUUUUAAGCCACAGAAAAAUAAUAGCUACAUGCAGAGCAUAAUAGUUUUUGAUGUUCACAGAAUGGUUAUGAGCUGCAGAGACAAAUCUAACACAGGGUUUUUCCUCCUCUGGAGAAAUCAUCAUAAGAGUGUAGAAGCAUCUCUUGGUAUUUGGUGGUGAUAGGGUUAGGGAACUAUGCCAGCUGGAUAUGAUUGAUAAGAGGUUGAAUAGGCCAUUCUGUGCCAUUAGGACGGGAUCAGAGUGCUUUAUUAGCAAAAUAUUCCACAGAUAAGCAUUCCUGAAAACACACAGGACUAAAGAACAAACUGAUAUGUGCAAGAGUUGUGAAACCUCGAUCAUUUUCUGCAAGUCUUACGCUUUGAGCCCAUGGAGCUCAGUGUUCAGAAUAAGACAAGACUGACCUUGCAGAUACUGGUUCUGAUUUAAAUAAGCCUGAGUUCCACUUUAUAUUAUUUACUGGGAUUUUGUGGGUUGUAAAUCUUAAUAGCUAGGUGAGGUUGACCAAUUUUCCUUAUACAGUGUUACCUCAGGUUACGAACUUAAUGCGUUCCGGAGGUCCGUUCAUAACCUGAAACCGUUCUUAACCUGAGGCGCGGUUUUGCUAAUGGGGCCUCCUGCUGCUGGCGGACGAUUUCCGUUCUCAUCCUGGGGCAGAGUUCGCAACCUAGAGCAACUACUUUCGGGUUAGCGGAGUUUGUAACCUGAAGCGUUUGUAACCCGAGGUACCACACUAUAUGUUGUUACUAUGACAUAAGAAAACUGAAGCCUUCAGUAGUGUUAUAAAGCGUAGCUAAAUUUGUUAUUCCUUAACUGCAUUCAGACAUGACACUUUAAAGACUAACUUGUUUUAUCAUGGCAAAAGUGAAAAGUAGUUAAAAAGUAUUGGUGCAAACAGGGCAAGUUUGUUUCUUAGAUCUCCCCCAAAGCAAGUUGUAGACUAGAGUAACCUAUGACCCUUCAUAUGUAGUUGGACUCUCAACUUCCAUCAGACUCAGCCAGGAUGGCUAAUGGCUGAGGAUAAUGGGAGGGCUAAAGCUUUCCUAUUCCUGCUGUACAGGAAUUUAGUCAAGACAUUGCAGCUGAGUGGGUACUUGGUAUGAGAGUAUAAAUUGGUGACAUUUUCCCUAAGCAGAGUUCACUGUAAUGCUUUGAGUAAAAACAGUGAAUGGUUUUGUUUUAUUCUCCAUGGCAUUUGUUUCAGUAAAAAGUAAUGGCAGUUUACAUUUAUUCUAGUUCACGAAGGCAGUCCGCUUGGGGAGCUUCACCGAUGCGUCCGUGAUGGUGUAAAAGUCAACGUCCACGUCCGAACUUUCAAAGGACUUCGUGGAGUCUGCAGUGGGUUCUUGGUUGCAUUUGACAAGUUCUGGAAUAUGGUAAGGAUUGUCACCCCCUCUCUAUGAUUUUACAGCUAAUUACCAAUUGGCAAAGGGUUACUUCAACCAGAUGGCAUGUUCAGCAAAGGGGUAUGGACAAUCCUCUAGUUUCCAGGUAGAAGUGAGUCUUGGCUCUUAUCUGGUCAGUUCAAAGCAUCAGUGGAACAGUCUUGCACCCUGUUUGCACCCUGUUGACCAGAGAGUGUUUCUUCAGAGUCUUGUCUUCGGUUAACACAAGCUGAGCUAAUUGUGUUGGAUUGUUCUCACUUAACUUUCUCUUUCUUUCUCUUGUUUUAUGCCCCCCAUUCCCCCCCCCGCAAGAUCUUUGCCACCUCCUUUACUUUCUUGGUUGCUAAGUGAAAGACACGCACAAAAUGUCUUUGAAAAUGUAUGGGUGAAAGCAGAAAUCUCCCUAAAAUAUGCAACAAAAGCCCUAGUAGUCAUCUGUUUGACUGGAACCCCAAGUCGUCUGGCAUUAAGGUCGUCCCCCCCCCCCCUGCCAUUCUCUUGACCUCUCUCCCACAUGCACAGCAGUUUGUGAUCUUUUUGUUAAGGUUCCUUCCGUGUUAUGCUAACUCUGCAAGGGCUUUUUAGUUUAGUUCGAACUGGAUGCUGACGAGUUAGAAUUAAGACACGAGCUGAAUGUGCCACCCGUCUAGAGUGCUAGCUGCAAGUGUAAGCACAAAACUUGAUACAGAAUCAGAGAAAAAGUUUUAUUUGCAUCACCAGGCCAGAAUCCUAACCAAACUGACUUAGACCUUCAGAAGAAUAGGGAAGGGCAAUAGGCAAGUGGCUGCGCCCUCUAACACAGCCCCCCCCCCAACCUCUUCAUGUUUGGCAGAAGUUCAAAAGGAGGAGCCCCAAUGCACAGGGCUUUCAUUCAUAUGGAGAAGUCUAUGUGUACAGACUCCUCUUGUACUGAACCCGGGAACUUGGAAGCGCGGAGCCCCUGGAGAUGUUAGGGGUGGGGCAAGCAGGCAGGCAUGCAUGCAAAGCACUUCUGAAAAGGGCUAAGGAGAAGAUGAAAAGAAAUGUGCAAACAUUUUGUAAUUGUAAUUCUGCAGGUAUCCUGUUUAAAUUUGUGCUUUCUUCUGUUUUUCUUUUUAAAAAAUAUAAUUGUAAGCAGUGUCUUUAUAAAAAACAACAACCUGGAAAGGAUUAAAUUAUUGGAGUAAUGUGUAAGCUGGAUAAUGCUAAUUCCUAAUUCUCUGCACCCAGGCCCCAAAAGUUACAUGACAAAAAUGCCAUAUACAGCCACAGCCUGCCUUGAUAUUUUCUUUCUGCUUCCCUUGCCCUAGGCCCUGACAGACGUAGAUGAGACGUAUCGAAAACCUGUGCUGGGUAAAGCUUUCUAUGUAGAGCCACAGUUGACUCUCACCAGGGUAAGUAGCCAUUCUCCCGCUUGUUUGUUGUUCUGGGCCAGCCCUGCUGUUAGGCAGAGUGACAGCAAAGAUCCCCUGUGUUGCGAACAGAAAAAUCUGGCAACCUAAAAGCAACACGACAGGCUAAUAAUUUGAUUACAACACUUUAUAUAGCUACUAAAUUGGAUCUUCAUUCAGAGUCACUAAUUAGUAGUGAAAGCUGAACCAUUGUAACCUAUGUACCCUCUCGUACCUCUUAUUUGCUGAGGAAGAAAGUUUGAAACAGUCGGUUAUCCAGGAAGGACUGUCCUGCUACUGCCUCGGGAGCAUCAACUUCUUUCAGCAUGUUCACUGCUAAAUAUAUGAAUAAGUCAUGGAUAUAACCAGGUGCAUCCGUGCUGUGGUUGGGACUUUAUACUUAUUUUGGAAGGCAUGUUGCCUCAAGCUUGAAUCGUUCUCUGUUUGAUACACCAUUGAAAAAAUCCUUUACUUUGGGGAAUUCUCUGAAGUCACAUUAGUUGGUGUUACCUUGUAUAUAUUGUAUGCCACUUGACUCUGAAUGAAGAUACAAUUUUGUAGCUAUAUAAAGUGUUGUAAUCAAAUUAUUGGCCUGCCUUGUUGCUUUUAGGUUGCCAGAGUAGGCAGAGUGAGGCAGCAGACAUGGAGGAGAAGAGAAUGGUGGCAAGGUGUUGGAAGGGAGAGCUGUGUGUGCCACACCAUGGCCUACCCAAGCUAGCCUGCUAAUUUCCAUUCCAGCUGGAUUCUGUACAUGCAAUGGGGGGGGGGCAUCUUGUUCUUUGCCUCAGACAGCAAAAUGUCUUGGGUCAGCCUUGUAGUUGGCUGGUGCAAGUGCACUAAAUUGAAGCCUAUAAGCUCAAUUUCCCACAUACUAAGGGUGUAUUUUAUUUCAAAACAGACUUAAGGUUAAGCUGGAGUGCUAGCUCAUUUCUUAAUGUCAGGUAAAUGGAUAGAGCAGCAAAAGUGGGCCCUGUUCCCACUUUCCAGCCCUUACCUUGUAAAGAACUUAUAAAGUUGCUGGCCAAGGGUAGAGAUUUCUUUUUCCAAAACCUUUAUCUUUUGGCACACUUGGCAACAUUAAUCCACUCUUUCAUAAAAUGUUAACAAGGUGGCUUACAACAUAUGGAACGCAAUAAAAGCAAACUAUAAAUAUCUACAAAACAUAAUUAAAAAUAUUUGAUACUGGAUGUGUUUUGCAAGCUUCAGCUAUAGGUGGCAGACAGUGUAAUUUUUUUUUACUUGCAACUGGUAUACACGUGCUUGAUGGCUUAGGACUUGUUGCUUUGCAACCUGCUUCCUUGGGAAACACUGUUAAAGGAAGAGGAAACUUCUGUCUAUGCUUAUGCCCUUGAUAGCCUUUUCACAUGGGCAGCUUCCUAAAAUGACGAGCAUCCAUGUGUAAGUUCUCCAUUAGCCAUUGCUCUUCAUGACCAGUGGUCAGCAGAUUUAUCUAGCAAAAUGUAUCCACUAGUACCACUUACUGUUUAACAUUUAUUCAACACCAGCAAUGAACUAGGCUCUAUUCACACAAAGACUGAAAUGAUGCAGUCCUUGUCCCAGAGGGCUUACAGCUCAAAUCAGAUUGAUCUAUUGCUUUUAGCCCCAGGAUUUAACAGAGCAGUACAAAGUCAUAGCAGUAGCAUUUGUCACAAGGCCAAAUCUGCUAUGUGUACAUGCGUGAGGUGCGUUAGUCAUGCACACAGAAAACAUGGAAGCUGGAUAACUCCAUAACUGCCAAAUAAGUAAUCUCCUUAGCAUUAGAGUGCUUACAGUUUGUAUUAUCCAGCCAACAGAAAGUACUGUACAUGAAAAGCAUUGCUGUGUAUUUUUCCUCUUGCAAAAAACACCCACUCUCUAGUUUGGCCCUCCGUGGUGGGCCAUAUGCUUUCCGAUUACAGAAUGAGAUGACAGCUUUCAUGACAUAUUUGUUUCCUCCCACCCCCUGUAGCUGUUUGACAGACUCAAGCUGCAAGAGUCCCUGGUUAAGAAGGACGUUUCAAAGAUGGCUGCUGAUCUGCCAGCUCUUCCAUGUGAUCCUAGGACACUUCGGUGGAAGUCCGAGUCAGGUCGGAGGAGGUCAGAAGAACGAGGGGCAAAGAAGCGCUCGAGCAAAGAGAGGACACGGAGCUCUAGCCUGCCUCGAACUUAUGGGAAAGAGAUUGAGCUGUCUGGCAGAAUCUCCCAAACAGAGGGGACGAGUGCAGGUGGCACAAGAGGUCGAUCACGGAAAAAGCGGAGGCCCAAAGUGGAUUACCAGCAAGUUUUCACACGACACAUAAACCAGAUUUUUAUUCGGGGGGAGAAUGUCUUGCUUGUUCAUCUAGCCCAUUGAUCUGAUUGCCAUUACUCAGCCAGCAGCAUGAACAGUGGUGGCAGCUGCAUGCUACUUUGUGAAUUGUUUUGUAACUUCUUCUCUUCCUCUGACUAAAAGGAAGGAAGGCAAGAGCAUCUUGAGCCAGCUACCAGCUUGUUUGGACUAAAAUUUGGCCAAGGAAGCUGCUGCCUCCACAAAGAGAAAGAUCUCCUAAGUCCUUGAACAGUGGAACUUCCAGAAUUUGUGAUGCUGUGGGGCAAGUAUUGCUGUAUAUUAAAAACCCAUGUGGUCUGAAACAAGUAGCUCUGUUUUUGCUAUGUGGCUGCAAAAGAAGCAGAGUAUGCCAUUGACCUUGGUACUUCAUUGUGAAAUGCUAGUAAUUUGAAAUCAUGGAAAAGCACGUUUAUAAAAAAUGGCAAUGGAAUUCAGAGCGUGUGAAAAGGAGGAUUGGCUUUAGGUAUGGACUUGUUUGGAUCUCAUCUCUCCCUCCUCCUAAUAGCAUGCAUGGGGAGGUAUUCCAGAGUUGAAUCACAGUGCCCUCUGGUGUCUUGAACAAAAAGGGAAUGGAAACUGAAUCAAGUGGUUAUUUGCUGAUGGGAUGCCUUUUCUCUCUAACUCAUUUGUGAUCAAAGGCAGUAUUUGGCCUUUUCUUCAGUAUUUACACAGCCUAUGCUCUUAAAACCAUCUUCCCCUGCUUCCCCACCCCACCCCGCGCCACCAGCAAACAGUGAAUGUAGCUAACUAUGUAACUUCUCUACCUGGAGCUUGUCUAAAUGUAUGUAUUAUAAAAUGGGUUGGAACAACCCAGAAAUUGCAAUCCAGGUUUUUUUUUAUUGUUCAUUUCAUCCAUUUGUGUGUUGCAGCGGUAAAGACUUAAGGCGAUGUACAUAAGUUGCUUAAAAUAGAGAAGAUGGUGUUUUAUUCUUAGGCACAGUUAUACAUUAUAGAAGUGGCUGAUUUCCCUGAUGGUGAUUGAAGAGAAUAAUUUGCUUGUGAUACCUGCAAGCGUAGUCCUGAUUGCUUCUAGGUUCUGAAUGACAUGCCUCUAAUGCUAGUUUGAUUGUUCCUGAGAAGCAUGUUUUAAGACUACUGAAAAGUAUGCAUGGUGAUUAUUUAGAAAAUCAGUAUUAUUAACUGUUUCCCCCCUUAUGAUUCAAUAAUCAUCAGAAGAAGCUGUGCAACAUGUUGUAACAAUACAUAUAUAUAUAAAGUGUCUGCCAAGAGAGAUUUUAUGGUGCUGUAUAAUAGUGCCCUCUGUUUACAGUGAGUGUGUGUAUGUAGCACUCCAAUAGCUGGACUUUGCUGCCAUUGCUUGUGUUGGAAUGCAAUUACUAUUGUAUUGGGUGGCAUUUUAAAAGUCUCUGUAGAAUUAUUAAGCUCAAAAACACAGAUUUCUAACUCAAAACAUAUAGGUUACAUUUUGUAAGUCAAUUCUGAUUUUCUAGAAUAAUCUAGCAAUCUUCUAAUGAAUAGCGUUUUCCACCAUCGAUAGUAACCCUUAGACAAUUGCAUGUAGUUUGUGAUUAUCAUUUUUUCAGGCUUAAAGAAAAAUAUUCAUGGGUGGAGCUCAGUUUCUUUCCUCUUAUUUCUCCAGCCGAGUUAUGGGCUGCAAAAUGGGCUGGGUAGGCUCAAGUAGGGUAGGUUUCAAGGUGGGAAGGGAAGAUGAUUGUUCCAACUUUUGUGUUUGGAGGCAACCAUUUUUUCCCCACUCAGUGCCUUGAAAUUUGCAGAGUUAUGGCAUCAUGUGGGAUUCACAGGAUCUUUUUGUAGAAAGAAAGAAAGAAAGAAAGAAAGAAAGAAAGAAAGAAAGAAAGAAAGAAAGAAAAUCUGCUGCUGCUAAUGAUGAGCCCUCUCCCAAAUCAUCUGGAGAAUUAUUUCCCUUCAGAAAAUAUUUGGUGAAAUGGCCCCAAUUUGGAGGAGCUCUGAAUGUCAUGCUCACCCCCCGAAAACUGAGUCUGCAGUUUGAAAAGGAAGGCCAGUGUGGAGAAGAGGGGCUUCUUAACCCUUUUUGUUCAUGUUGUUUUUCCUGGGGAGUCCCAAAGCUUUCCUCAGUGGAGAGUAAAGCAAUCUUCAGUGGAGAAAACAGCAUGAGGAGAAAGGGUUGUGCCCCACAGCCCGCCUGCUUCAAAAUCUGUGAAAAAGAAGCAUGGAAUGAUCCACUGUGUGAAGUUCUGCCCUGAGUAUUGUGAGGUUCAAGGAAUUAGCCAUUUUAUUGUCAACCUAGUACAGCUCAAGACGACAGACUGAAAGAAAGGUACAAGAGCUAGGAAAGGAAAAGGAGCCAAACUUGGAGUUCACCCGCCAUUUGCUAUGUUUAGCAUAACCUCUUGACUUGAUGUGUAGCUUCCCCAUUGAGUGGGAAUGGGAUAUGCAAAAUGUCUCAGAUGAUGUUAUAUUUUUCCCUGGGUUAUUCUUUGCCAUGCUGCAAUUUAAAAUGCAUGUCACAAACAUGUUUUUCACUCUUUCACCCUCCUUGCUUCAAAAAGAAACCCAGGGACAUGAAAUACUAGUUUCUGAAUUCCCUUAGCAGCCUACCUUUUGCCCUUUCCAGUUUGACUUUUCCCAGUCACCUUUGGCUGCAAAGGCUAUCACAAAAAUGAUCUUAAGAGAUUCUUGUGGCUGGAUUUAACGAAUUUUGUGUCUGUUCUUGAUUCUUCCUCUGUGGCUCUUUUCUCCUCAAAGUACAGUUUCUUGACUCUGUGCUCCAGACAGUUUUCUUUUAGCUUAAAAAGUUCACCUAGACACCUCUCCCAUCUAUCUAUCUAUCUAUCUAUCUAUCUAUCUAUCUAUCAUCUAUCUAUCUAUAUCUAUAUAUCCCACAUUUUCUAUUUUGGGGGGUGGGUAGGCUUCAUAUGUCUGUUCUUGAGAUGCCUGCCCUUUCACAUUCUACUUCGCUAAGGUUAGGCCCCCAAAAUAAAAAUUUAAGUGGACCAUCAAAUUUUGUUUUUUGCUUUUUCCUGAAUGAUCUUUCCCUUCACUGGUCUUUAUCCAUAUUCUUUGGAAUGCCAAAUGCUUUCAUAAGUCUGCCUCUGUAAGUUUACUACCUCAUGCUUCAGUGUUUAAAUUGCUGCUGCUUUUGUCUUCCAGAAUCCUUUUCACAACUUUGUCUGUGGUCCCAUAUCCACUGUCAAUUUCACAAGACUCUCUUUUGAAUUCUUAAAAAUAUCUUCGGACUCUUACUGACUUGCACGUUUUCUAUUGUUACUUGAAGCCUCUAGAUCAAAGGUGCUAAGCUUAAUUUCCAAGCUGUUGUUUUGGAGUUGCAAUUCGCCUUGUAUACGUAGUACUUAUGGAAGCAUAUCUGCCUAUCUUACUAUUCUUCCCACACCUUGCAAAUUAACUCAGGAUUUAUUUAUUUAUUUAUUUAUUGACAAGAGUUUCUCACUAGAAUUCCUAUCCUGUCUUGCCACUUGGUUUCUAAAGUUGCAAAGUGUAGAUGUCAAACGUAAAGUGCCCCCACUUUCCAAAGAUAGUAACUUCAUAAAUUUGAGACAAAGCCACUAUAUAGACCUGAUGAGUAAGGCACGAAUGUCUGGAAAGGGGGACGUUUUCAUAUUCUUCAUCAGCUUUCCUCUUCCAGAUUUUUCUGUUAGUUUCUUGCCUGAUUGAUAUGAAACACACAACUCUCCAAUUCAAUCCAACAAUUAAAAAGAAGAAAACAGAAAGUUAUGGAGAAUCAAAACCAAAAAGGUCUGUGUGGCCACAUUUUACUUAGCAAGUAUGACAUUUGAAAACUCUGUACCCAUGUGUGAGUCACGCAGGUGUUUGCAGCAUUUCCAUACCAGUGAUGUGACAAAUGUUCACCUGUAGAACACUACCACAAAUAUGCAAAGUGGUUGGUUUUUUUUAGACCUCCAUGUAGAGGUUUUGGUAUUUAAACCCUCGGUUACUGUGCGGCAGGUGGUGUUUGUUCCAUCACUGCGGCAAGAAAAUUACACGUACUGAGCCUUUCCCUUUUCAACUUUUGUGAAGAGUUGGCAAACCUGCAAAUGCAGGUAUGUGUGGCUCUGAAGGUUGCAACUAUGUAAGUGACAGGCUGAAUGGAGGUCUCGGAAGUCGAACUUUUUUCUGCUGCAGACUUGCUGCCAUUGGGGGAUUUUUUGUGUAAAGAGAGAAAAUACCCAGAGAGAAAAAAAUAAUUCCUAUAUUGCUCUGACAAUUUUUGUCUCAAUAUGAGUUCAAUAGUGCCUAUUUACACUUCCAUCAGUAAAAAUCUGCUAUGUGUCAAAACUCAUUACUCAUUCCACGCAGCUCAAAGCAUACUCUGGGAGUGGUUGAAACAUAUUUUAAUUCUGUUUCCCCAGUUUGCAACAGAAUUUCUGUUGGGGAUGAAGAUGCAGAGAAUUACAUUUCUGUUCAGCGCUAGGAAUACACCAGUGCCUUGUUGAAGCUCUUCCUCAAAAUGGAUGUCAGAGGCCUACUUUAGUGGAGGAGUAAUGUGAAUAACUUGUCUCUUGAUGUAUACAAGCCCUUUUUAGAUGUCUCUGAAAAGAGCUAUUGCUCUUGGCUGUCAGAGGUGAAAGCCUGUCAUGAAAGAGAAAAAGGCUUAUCAUGUUUCUGGAUACCUGCUUUAUUAGCUUCACAACAAGGAGUAGGAUUAGUACACCUGAGACUCUGUCAGACUUGUAUUCGUUUAGAGUGAAAAGUAGUUUGAUCAGGUUGUGUACAAACAUAGCUAGUCUGUUUCUUCCCUUUUCUCUCAGAAGAUUGAAGCUUUCCCUCAGGAGAAGGGGGCGGGGACCCUGAAAGCUGCUCCAGGCUCCUUUCGCAAUUAUGUUUGAUUUUCACUACUUCAGAGCAAAGUGCAGCUGUAUCCUAGUAUCAUCUCCUUGGUAAGAUCAGUUUUAGGCUGAGAAACAAACAACCAGAAAUACUUGUCCAACCUCUCUUGGCAUUGUUAGGAAUUUCUUCAGCUGACUGCUGUACUGAUACAUUCCUGGCUUAAUGAUAAAGGUUGGCUUCAGCGUUUAAAGCUUAGAUAAGUGAACCUGAACUACAUUACAAAUUGGUUUAAGUGGCCUGGUCUUCCCACUGAACCUUGGGAACUGUAGUUUAGUGACUUCAAAGUGAACUUCAGUUCACAAGGUUCCUUGCUUAAAAACCUUAGCAGGCGCAAAAUUGAUUUAAAUUUGUAGUGCAGGUAUACUUUUAGCCUCAAUCACUGGGUUUGAUUCUUCUAUGCCUUUGCUUUCUGUGUCUAUUUUCCCUCUGAGACUGUUCUCAUUUGUAAAUAAAGGGGUAACGUUUGCAUUUUUUGUAUAAUGUAAAAUGUAAAAAAUAAUACAGUAAAAAUACCUAUUACACACCCUUUUUGUCAGGCAUUAGCUCUCUAGCUUUGCAAUUCAACAGAUCAGAACGGAUAGAUAUAUGGCAUAUAAUACACACAAAAAUACUCUGAACUAAACCCCGGUUUAGUUGCAAGUACCCACCAGAGUACUUCGGACUGGAAGGAACAUGCAAGCUGUUUAAUCUGUCUUCCUGUUUUAUUUCUGAGAAGAAAUUGCUGCUACGAACCUAAAAAUGAAUGUACAGUUUAUUUAUUUUUGCUUGAUGGAUUUAGAUUUCUGUAUACAAAAGAGUUCAACCUCUAAGGCAAU